Sebastes umbrosus (honeycomb rockfish) is the source of this 2695-nucleotide messenger RNA. RefSeq names its product melatonin receptor type 1B-B-like. The transcript has 3 exons. The record is from RefSeq and is a predicted model, not a curated record. Gene Ontology annotation, biological process: G protein-coupled receptor signaling pathway. Bases 488 to 1552 code for a protein of 354 amino acids. Gene Ontology annotation, molecular function: melatonin receptor activity. Gene Ontology annotation, cellular component: membrane. NCBI's taxonomy places the organism in Eukaryota, Metazoa, Chordata, Actinopteri, Perciformes, Sebastidae.
UGGGUGUGUGUGUGUAUGUGUGCGUGCGUGUGCGUGUUGUAAGUGAAACCAUCACCACAGUGAACAAAAGCCGUGUAGCAGUCCAGUAGAGAAUGUCAAAUGGGGCUCACAGAGUUGCCUCCAGUCCCGUAUACAGAGAAGGGAGGAGGGGGGGGGCAGAGUCUGGAGAGGCAGAGAAGACGAGCAUGAGGUCUGGUGAGACAGAGUAGGGGAAAGAAUAGGUGGAGGAGGAGGUGUGGGGAUUCAGCAUCCAGGGUCCCUGGGCUGUCUAUGGGUCUCGGCGGGCCGCGGUCCGCUGCGGGUGGACUGGCAGCAGGGCAGCGGAGCGGCUCCGGACUCUGGCGCAGGUUACGCGGCUGGACGCAAUGACAGGGCAGAGAAAAGUCGCGGCCACUGAGGAGCACAACUGACAUUUGUGGCUGUUACAGUGAAGCAGCAUGCCAGCGAUCACUCCCACCGACCGUGGGGUGUGAGGGACGGGCAGGCUAUGGACAUGCCGGAGGAUGAGUUGCUGUUGAAGAACCGGACGGAACACGGGCCGGAGCCGAGCCAGGGGGCAGCGCGCCCUGCAUGGGCAAUCACGGCGCUGGCGAGCGUGCUGAUCUUCACCACUGUGGUGGAUGUCCUGGGGAACCUGCUGGUCAUCGUAUCCGUGCUUAGGAACCGUAAACUACGAAAUGCGGGAAAUGUCUUUGUGGUGAGCCUGGCCUUCGCUGACUUGGUGGUUGCAUUCUACCCCUACCCUCUGGUGUUGUACGCCAUCUUCCAUGAUGGCUGGUCACUGGGGGACACCCAGUGCAAGGUGAGUGGCUUCCUGAUGGGUUUGAGUGUUAUUGGCUCCAUCUUCAACAUAACAGGCAUUGCCAUCAACCGCUACUGUUACAUCUGCCACAGCUUCAGCUACGACAAGCUGUACAGCUACCGCAACACGCUGCUGCUGGUUGCACUUAUCUGGCUGCUGACAGUCAUAGCCAUAGUGCCAAACUUCUUUGUCGGCUCGCUGCAGUACGACCCACGCAUCUACUCAUGCACAUUUGCACAGACAGUCAGCACGUCCUACACCAUCACAGUGGUGGUCAUCCAUUUCUUUGUGCCCAUUUCCGUGGUCACCUUCUGUUACCUGCGUAUCUGGAUCCUGGUCAUCCAGGUGAGGCGAAAGGUAAAGUCAGAGGUCCGCCCUCGUAUCAAGCCCAGUGACCUGAGGAACUUUAUCACCAUGUUUGUGGUGUUCGUGUUGUUUGCUAUUUGUUGGGCGCCACUCAACUUGAUUGGGCUCGCUGUUGCUAUCAAUCCUGAAGCAGUGGCGCCUCACAUCCCAGAGUGGCUCUUUGUGGUCAGCUACUUCAUGGCUUACUUCAACAGUUGCCUUAAUGCCAUCAUCUAUGGCCUGCUGAACCAGAACUUCCGCAGGGAGUACAAGCGGAUUGUCAUGUCUGUGUGGAUGCCACACCUCUUCUUCCAGGAGACGUCCCGUGGGGGCACUGAGGGCUUGAAGAGUAAACCCUCGCCCGGACUCAAUAACAACGAGCAAGUAAAAGGAGAAACUCUGUGACACUGUUAUCCUCCUCUUUCAUCUCCUCGUCCUCCUCUUCUGUGUUUACUUGUGCAGUGCCAUCGAUCAGACUAAUCUCUACUGUACCAAAGCAAUUAACUCUGGAAAUACCGAUACAGUUACUGAGAUUAACAUGAAAAAACAGAUAAGAAGAGGCCUAUUGACUACAAUAGCUGUGGGAUCCAUUCUUUUAAGAGUGACAUUCAUAAAACCUAAGGCUCAUCAAUUUCAGUUUGUACUGAUUAUUAUUUUUAAAAUAGUAGAUAGGCUUAAAUUCAUUUGCAAAAAAAGAUUGAUUUAAAAUAGAUUUAUGUUUAGAUGUCCAAAACAUAGCUCAUCUUAGUUUACAGUAAAUCACCACAGAUGAUGGCGAGCACACCUCAGAAAAGGUUUCUGCAAACAAAGUCAAGAGAAAAUGGCAAAUUGACAAAUUACAGAUAGUAUGCUGCAGAAAAAAAAUCGAAUUUGGCAAAAGUCUGUCAAUGUGUCUAUCAUUGUAUUAGAGAGCACAACAUUUUACUGGCAAAUGAAGUCUGACGUGGAUUUUUACGGACCCCAAAUGAUGAACCCUAAUGAAUCUUGACACCUCCUUGACUACCACUAAUGCUUUAAAAUGUCACUCAUACAAAGGACUGUGAAAAUGAAAUGUGCAGAUUGCCAUGAAAUUUACUGAGCACAUUCACAUAACCCAGACACUAGCUCUAGUCUCCCUAUGAACUCACUAUUCUAUUGUUACCUCCGCCAAGGCCGAAGGCCUAGGAAGAAGGUUCUGUUUUCACCGGCGUUGGUUUGCUGGUUUGUUGGUUUGUUGGUUUGUCAGUUACCAGGAUUAUUCCAAAAGUCUGUGAGGGAUUUGAAUGAAAUGUUUUGGAGGGCUGGGAUGUGGCACAACAAACAAUCCAUCAGAUUUUGGUGGAAUUUGGUGGAAUUAUUUUAAGGAUUCCGAUCAGCUAGAACAGUAAGACCUCUGGGUAUAACAUAUGUGCAGUAUAACUGAUGACAUUGAUGAUGCAUGACCUCUUUCCUUCAGAGAGAGAGCGGGGGGGGACUGUAGAUUCUGCGUUUUUUCACAUUAAACUCUGUGAAAUUCCAGUUGAGUUGGACCAAAGCUCACUUGGUGAUUGUUGGAAAGAGUAACGACAA